This is a messenger RNA of Pleurotus ostreatus (oyster mushroom), 1566 nucleotides long. RefSeq lists its product as uncharacterized. Lineage: Eukaryota; Fungi; Basidiomycota; Agaricomycetes; Agaricales; Pleurotaceae. The record is from RefSeq and is a predicted model, not a curated record. The transcript has 3 exons. The coding region runs from base 1 to 1566 and encodes 521 amino acids.
AUGGCCUACAUUGAAGAAGAGCCCGAGGACAUUUACGAGGCUCGAGAUGUAGAAGACACCCUUGAUGCGGUCCCCUUGGGGCAUAUCUCGUUCGAUAACCCUCUCAAGGAUAAUGACCCGCCGUGUCGCACGACUCUGGGGAUUGCAGAACUAAUCAGUUUCUAUACAACUGCCUGUGAGUUGAGACUGAACACUACGGGAGACCUCAACCUACCUGGAGAUGAGGACCUCCACCCACUGAGCAGCUUCUGGGAUGAGUUCCGAUUUGCAAUCACUCAGAUCUCAGAUGACGAAGUGGUCGUUGAAGACUCCACCAUGUUGCAAACUUCGUUGGCUAGCGAAGGGCCCUACCCAGAGAGCAUGCAGCAGCAAGACGAUGGGUUUGAACUGGACCCUUCACGGUUCAUCGUCGAAUGGAUGCCUCGAGAGGAAGCCUUCCUCAUCACUGACAGACUCACUGGCCUGAUCCAUGCCUUGGACAGGCUACACCUGUUGAACCACAACUUCAAUGUGAUUGGCUGGUUCCUGAAACAAACACUGAACACAUGGAAGAUCAUCACCGAAGAUCAAGACUCAUCCGAUCUUGGCCAAUUCUUCAUGAUCGCCGAAAACGACGACGAUCCUGAGCUGGUUGAAUUCAUCUUAAGGCUCAUUGAUGGGUUUCAGGAGAUUGAUGCCCCCAAAGCACCUGCCAACGAACCACCGUUAGAGCACCUUGAAUUGUUUGGACAACAAGUGAAAGCAGGAACUUACGCUGCACUUCAGAGGAACUCUGUGGUAACCAAGGACUACUCGCGCAUGGUCCCGGAACCUGUAACUAUCACGGUAAAAAUCAACGGACAACCCGCUCGUGCGCUAAUUGACUCCGGAUCGCUGGGUGACUUCAUGUCAACCACAUUGGUAGAACAACUAGGCCUAAAGAAAAUUCAGCUCCCCACCCCGCUCGCGGUGCAGCUUGCGAUCAAUUACGGCUGUAGGGCCAAAAUCAGCUAUCAGUCCAUUGCAGAGGAACGAUACUUCGACGUCAUAAACCUAUCCAACUACGAUCUCAUACUUGGAACCCCCUGGCUAUAUCAGCACCAGGUGACAUUUGGUAUCAACCCCAUAGAAGUCACGAUUGGUAGUGCUAGCUCCGUCCCAAUGAAAGGAGCAGGGGUGUCUACCCUAGCAUCCCAAACAAUAAGCCUGUAUGAAGGAAACCUGGAACAAAUCAGGAAGGAACUUCGUGAGUAUGCAGCAUCUCUAUGCCUGACGGCAGAAGAAACACCCCUACCCCCGUUACGGGCCAUCAAUCACACCAUCCCCCUCAUUGAUGAGAAUAAAGUCUACCACUGGCGUACUUCGCGAUGCCCAGAACCACUGCGUGAGCAAUGGAACACGAAACGAGCGGCGUACGUCAAAACCGGACGUUGGAAAAUGUCAUCGGCCGGAAAUGCUGUCCCCAUGCUGCUCAUUUACAAGCCAGGUAUGGAUUUGCUACGAUGUGUCACGGACUUGCGCGAACGCAAUGCCAACACCAGGCGAAUGUCAUUGCCACUCCUGGUAAUUGAGGCCAUUAUAAGAUGA